UGGACAACGUGUCUGAGAGAAAAGACAACAUGAGGCUGGGAAUGACGCUGACCUCCAACCCAAAAGACAACAGCUUUGUGACCUGUGGUCCACUCUGGUCUCAUGAAUGUGGAAGCUCCCUGUACAGCACAGGAAUCUGCUCCAAAGUCAGCCGAAACUUCAAACUGUCCCACACCAUCGCACCCGCCCUGCAGAGGUGUGAGACCCUCAUGGACAUUGUGAUCGUUCUGGAUGGUUCUAACUCCAUCUACCCAUGGUACGAGGUCCAGGACUUCCUCAUCACCAUCCUGCAGAAGUUCUACAUCGGCCCAGGUCAGACGCAGGUGGGUGUGGUUCAGUACGGCUCAACGGUGGUCCACGAGUUCGGUUUGGGUGAGUACCAGACGGUAGACGAGGUGGUGGAGGCCGCCAGAGGCAUCGACCAGCGGGGUGGCGAGGAGACGAGGACGGCACUGGGCAUCAACGUGGCGCGGUCAGAGGCGUUCAAUCGCGGCGGUCGUCCUGGUGCUAAGAAGGUGAUGAUUGUGAUCACAGAUGGAGAAUCUCAUGACAGUCCACAGCUAGUGCAGGCCGUCGCAGACAGCGAGAAAGACAACAUCACCAUGUACGCCAUCGCUGUUCUGGGUUAUUACAACCGUCGGGGAAUCAACCCUGAAGCCUUUCUGAAGGAAAUCAAGUUCAUAGCGAGUGACCCAGAUGAGAAGCACUUCUUCAACGUGUCAGAUGAGUCAGCACUGAAGGACAUCGUGGACGCGCUGGGAGAGAGGAUUUUCUCUCUGGAAGGUCAGCUGAGCCUCAGCCUGUUAAGGUUUGGUCUGCAGAUGGCUCAGGCUGGUUUCUCCUCACAUUUAGUCAAAGAUGGUAUUCUGCUCGGGGCGGUGGGAGCCUACGACUGGAACGGUGCUGUGCUGAAAGAGACUAAACAUGGGAAAGUUGUUCCACCAAAGUUCUCCUAUAAGGACGAGUUUCCAGACGAGCUGAAGAACCAUGGAGCCUAUCUGGGUUACUCGGUGGGUUCGCUCAUUUCAUCUCGCGGCUCUCAGCUCUACGUGUCCGGAGCUCCGAGGUUUAACCACACCGGGAAGGUCAUCGUGUUCACCCUGAAGAACACUGGAAACCUGACCAUCCUGCAGGCCCUGCUGGGAGAACAGAUUGGCUCAUAUUUUGGCAGCGAGUUGUUAUCAAUGGACGUAGACAAUGACGGACAUACGGACAUACUGCUAGUGGCAGCGCCCAUGUUCUGCAGUCAAGGCUGGGAGAGAGGGAAGGUCUACAUCUACACUGUCACGCCACAGGGGGCGCUGGAGGUCUCUGACCGCUCUCAGAACUCCCGGUUGGGAUCAGCGAUGGCCCAGAUACCCGACAUGAACGGGGACGGGUUCAAGGAGCUGGUGGUGGGAGCACCACUGGAGGACGACCACCAGGGGGCGGUGUACGUAUAUUAUGGCCAGGACAAAACCAUCCAACGCCAGUACAGACAGCGUCUGUCUGCAGCCGGUUUCUCUGCUGGUCUUAAGUAUUUCGGUCAAAGUCUUCAUGGUGUUCUGGAUGUCAAUGCAGACGGGCUUGUCGACCUCGCAGUGGGAGCACUGGGAGCUGCAGUCAUUGUCUGGUCUCGUGGUGUGGUGCGGAUUCAGGCCAAGCUGACCUUUGAACCAGAGAAGGUCAACAUCUUUAACAAAGACUGUCUGCGAGGAGGGAAGGAGGUCACCUGCAUGUCCGUUAUCGUCUGUCUGAGUCUGGAGUCCAGGACGAAGAGCAAGACAAAGUCCAGGACGGAUGUCGCUGUGUGGUACAGCCUGGUGCUGGAUGAGAGGCGGUUUCCUCCCCGAGCUGUUCUGGACGAAUCAGGUCGACAGCAGCCCAGGAGUCUGUCUCUACAGGUUGGAGGUCAGAGCUGCCAGCGCCUCGGCUUCUCCAUUCAGGAGACGACUGAUUAUGGACGUCCCAUCGCGGUUGUCCUGGAGACGGGGUUGAAGAGUCUAGAUGAGGGGCCGGUGUUGGACCCUGACUGGCCGAGUGUCCUGAGGGCCGAGCUUCCUUUCUGGAACGGCUGCGAGCAGGAAGAUACCUGUGUUCCCGACCUCAUCCUCUACAGUCACACUGACCUCCUGGAUGUUCAGCAGUUCUGCAGCUUGCGGGAGUGGGCGGUUUGGUCGAUCUGCAGCCACCAGGCAGCGUCAGAGGGCUCUGUGUACGUGAUGGAGGCUGGGCGGAGGAGGAUGGUGGUGUUUGCUCGACUGGAGAAUCAGGGAGAGAACGCGUAUGGCGCCGCCAUCCACAUCUCCACCUCCUCCAACCUCCUUUUUUCCAGUCUCAUUGUCAAGGACCAAUCAGAUAUUCAGAUUGAGUGUUACGCUGAGGACAGACUGGCCAGUCAGAGGAACUGUAGCAUCAGCGCUCCAUUCAUGAAGUCUUUGGCUCAGGUAUCUUUCCGUCUGGAGUUUGAAUUCAGCCGCACUGUCUUCCUGGAUCACGUACGGGUUGUCAUGACGACCAGCAGUGAGGGGGAGGAGGGAUACCCAGACGACAACAUCAAUGACAUCUUCCUCCCUCUGAAGUACCAAACUGACCUCCUCUUCACCAGAGACCCAAACCCUCCUCGCUUUGAAAUCAGAGCCGACAGCUCCUCUUCGUCCUCCUCCUCUUCCUCCUGGGACCACACAGACAGCAGCUCCCCCAACUUCAACCUCACUUAUCAUAUCCAGAACCUGGGCAUGUUCUCUGUGCAGGACGUCCUGUUCAGGGCUGAUGUCUGGGCUGUGACCAGGCAGGGGAACCAGCUGGUUAACAUCACGGAGUACAGCAUCGAGCAGGUAGCUGGGUCUGACUGUGUGCUGCCUCAACCCAGAUCAACCAAUCAGGUUACAGCUGAGGACCUGUCGCACCUGUCACAGCUGAACCACAGUAACAGUGUGAGUGUGACGGUCCAGUGCAGACUGAACCUUCCGGCCUCCAGAGAGCUGAAAGUGACGCUCAGCGGACAACUUCAAAUCCCUGCUCUGCUCACUGUGAACUUCAGGUCGUUGGAGUUACUGACUGAGGCCUCCAUCCAGCUGGAAGCAUCCAGCCACAUGUUCCUGCAGGAGGAAAGACCUGUCAGAGAGAUAAUCCUGGAGUUGAGGAAGGACGAGGAUUACACCGUCCCCGUCUGGAUUAUACUGGGGAGCUCACUGGGAGGCCUGCUGCUACUGGCCCUACUGGUCCUGGCCCUGUGGAAGCUCGGCUUCUUCAACAGACGGAGGAGACAGGAAGAGGAGGAGCAGCCUGUAGCCAAUGGGAAGGCAGCAGAGGAGCUAUAAUGUGUAGGCGACAAUGAUGCUGUGUUCGGUCGGUCCUCGUCAACUUGUGAAGACUUAUAAUACAGAUUCUGUUUGUUGUUAACAGAAUCACUACAUGGAGCCUCGUCCAGACAGUAAGACAGAGAACAUGUAGAUUUUACCAUUAACUGUGGUCUAACGUGUAAUUUCUGGUGGUGAGCUCUGGUUUUAUGAGUUGUCGAGGAUCACCUGAAUGCAUUACGAGCCUCCACCUGUCACUCAGGGACCCUGAUGCCCCAAUCAGCCAAUCAGCCAAUCAGCCAUGCCCCGGAACAUAUAACCAGGGCUGUGUCCAGUCCUGACGAAACGUAGCAAAUGUUUAUUUAAACAGAAAUGGUGGUGUGUAGGACAACCUGUUGGGUCACACAAGCAUUGCUACUAUGGCAGCUGAGACGGCGGCUUAUUCUUUACUAUAUAAUACUUCUUCAUAGCAUUUUUUCUGAGCGCCUGCGUCCUUUUUCAAUUGUUCCCAAUGAGGAGAAAGCAUAUGAGGCGGCAUGCAGAGAAAGAGCGCCGUGCCCAGCAUCU
This is a messenger RNA of Epinephelus moara (kelp grouper), 3848 nucleotides long. It is a transcript of the gene itga11b, whose product is annotated as integrin, alpha 11b. The record is from RefSeq and is a predicted model, not a curated record. Gene Ontology annotation, molecular function: integrin binding. Lineage: Eukaryota; Metazoa; Chordata; Actinopteri; Perciformes; Serranidae. Gene Ontology annotation, cellular component: integrin complex; external side of plasma membrane. The transcript is spliced from 27 exons. Bases 30 to 3302 code for a protein of 1090 amino acids. Gene Ontology annotation, biological process: cell-matrix adhesion; cell-cell adhesion; integrin-mediated signaling pathway.